AUGUUCCGCGCCACGUCCCGCACCUGCAGAGCCAGCUUCAAGCGGUUCUUUGCCGCCGGCGCCCAGCACGACGCGCCCGCCGCCACACAGACCGAGAUCGACGUGACCAAGGUCUUCAGCAUGGCCGUUUUGGCCGGCGUGUCGCUCUAUUUCUACCGGUCCUCGGACUCCCCCGUUGUCGAGACCGCAUACUACAAGCAGAUGGAAAACCGUGACCAGAUGAGAAGCGACGCGUACUUGAAGCGGUACAAAACCUCGUUCAUCAAGACGUUCAUCCGCGACAAGGGCGGGCUUGGCCAGAACCACUUGAGGGCCGCCGCCCACACGCCCAUUCCGCAAACGUUCAUCCACCUGCACUCGCCUUACGGCCAGCAGUUUGGCGCGGGCAUCAAGACCGACAAGUUGGGCCCCAGAAGAGAGAGAAUAAAGUACUUUGCUCCGUUGCAGAACUAG
Messenger RNA from Metschnikowia bicuspidata var. bicuspidata NRRL YB-4993, 453 nucleotides. RefSeq lists its product as uncharacterized. The transcript has a single exon. Lineage: Eukaryota; Fungi; Ascomycota; Pichiomycetes; Serinales; Metschnikowiaceae. The coding region runs from base 1 to 453 and encodes 150 amino acids. The record is from RefSeq and is a predicted model, not a curated record.